Messenger RNA from Orbilia oligospora ATCC 24927, 1932 nucleotides. RefSeq lists its product as uncharacterized. The transcript has a single exon. Lineage: Eukaryota; Fungi; Ascomycota; Orbiliomycetes; Orbiliales; Orbiliaceae. Bases 1 to 1932 code for a protein of 643 amino acids. The record is from RefSeq and is a predicted model, not a curated record.
AUGGCAUUGCCUUCUCCAUCGUCAUCUUGCAAUUGGAGCGAUUCUCCACGCUCUUAUGGGAGAGAUGACAACACCGACAUAGAAGAUACAGUUCCCAGAACACAUACAAAAAAGCAGAUCAAACCUGCCAACCUUUGUCGACAUCGUGGUGCAGAGGUACUCGGAAAUCAUCUGAUCAUCGAACAUAUCGUAAGGCAUCUGCCGGAUGUUGUCGAUAUUAUCAACCUACGUCGAACAUGCCCGAGUGUCUAUGAGGAUGUCAAGCACUACUUGAUAAGACAAGCUGAAAGCUUAGACUUCUCGAAUACACCAUCCGCCCCCGACCAUCGAAUUCGAGAAUUCUUGCGUGUUUUCUCGAGUCCUAGUCGACCUGACCGGAUCAUCUUCUUUGAGGAACCACUUCAUCAAUGGGACCGUCUUACGUAUCUCGAUUUGAGCAACACAGGGGUCACGGCGGAUUUAAUGAUUAAUAUCAUUCUUCAGACCUUCCAAGGCGUCGAUUGGGGCGAGUACAACCGAUCUAAAGAUCUCAUCGGCACCGAUAGAUUCCCAGAAUGCUUUGUUCAUCUCAACUACAUCAGGGCACAGGGUUGUGCAUCUUUGGAUAUUGAACAAAUUCUCGAACUCCUCCAAAGGCUUUUGUUCAAGAAACUUCGGAAAUACUGGGAUCAAGAUGAUGCACCAGCCGCCAUAGUUCUACCGUUCCUGGCUCCCCAAGCCGGUCCAACUGUCAAAUCACCCAUCGGUUCACAAGCCUGGCGCGGCCCGGUUCCAACCAACAUCGAGGAUCUAGAGAAGGCUGGGCUCAUUGGGUACACUCGUUUGGAGAAGCUAUUCCUCGGGAAUAGCGGUAAACUGUCCAUUGAGCGAGAAUUUUGGCAAAAGACUCCAGGCAACUGCCAUGCAGAGACCUGUCCAUUCCAACAUAACGUUGCCCGCUGGCUUUGCAUCACAGGCGCCCUCGGCAUCGAAACUGAACUAAUGUUCUGUCAUUCAUACUGCGACUCACGUAAUGCCUUCCUGUGGGAUGGAUGGACCCUUGAUAAAGUUCCCGAUAACUUGAUCGACGACUACUCCCAGAUGCGACUUCAUCACACAGUUCACCAACAACUCGUAUCGCAGGGCACACGUCAGUUCCCUAAACUCGUGAACGAGGAUCCAAUGCCUCGGAUGCCCUGGGAGGCUCGAAUCGAGCAUCCUCUUUCCGGAAGAAAUUUCUACUUCCCAGGAACCGGUGCCGACCAUGAACAGCAACUGCAAAUCGAUGACAUGAACCUCUCCACAAGUCUCGUUUGCACUUCGGCCAUUGAUCAAGCCGUUACUAACUUUAGUUCCUACAACCUUAGCGAACAGCGAUAUUCGCUCCACAGGAUGACAAAAAGGAAUUGGGCUUUUCAAGAAAGUUGGACCCACCCUAACCCUAGACCUGCUACGCCUGACGAAGGAUGGCUGGCCUAUCUAUUCCGUUACUGUCUUCGAGAGCGAAAUUUCCAGCUCUAUAAGUAUGCUAUGCCGAAUUCCCCCCGAGAUAACCUCGAAAUACUACCUCCUUAUCCUGCGGUAAACGGCCUCACCAUCGAAGUUUCAGAGGUAGAAUACGUUUUGAAGCGCAUGCUUCGAUGCCCUCUUCCUCGCCGCAUCUUCCCACCCAAUGUUGGACCACCAAUUCUUCCGGAAUGCAAUUGGUGGGAUCUUCGCGGUGUUGCACUGAUCGAGUAUCCUCGUGGGCUGUGUAGCCAUUGCUUGCGAGAGGUCUGGCUCUGCGAAAGUUGCAAUCGCAACCCCAAGGCAUUCUGCGCCGAAUGUAUGAUCAGUAUGCAAGAGAACACCAAUGCUAAAGGACAAAUGAGCAAGCCAGAUAAAGAAGAAGAAAAGAAGGUCGAUCUUUCCGUUCAGGCUGAGGAUGAAGCCGAGAAUGAAGACGGGAUCUAG